Molecule: messenger RNA, 2407 nt
Organism: Rhopalosiphum maidis (corn leaf aphid)
Lineage: Eukaryota; Metazoa; Arthropoda; Insecta; Hemiptera; Aphididae
Product: WD repeat-containing protein 60-like
Exons: 16
Coding region: 1-2376 (791 amino acids)
Biological process (GO): intraciliary transport
Cellular component (GO): cytoplasmic dynein complex
Molecular function (GO): dynein heavy chain binding; dynein light chain binding
Source: RefSeq, a predicted model, not a curated record
AUGGCCCGGAGGACCGUCGAAAAUUUCAACGGAUUUGUGGCGGCUGCGGCUCGUCCGCCGCCGAAGAAAUCCACCGCCGCACAACCGGGUGCGACAAGCCGAGCCAGGCCCGCGGCAACCGUGACCGGCGGCAAGAGGAACGUACCGGCGCCCGCUGUGAAGACUGCCGGCGCGGCGUCGCUCGCGCCAUCGACCAAGAACAGAGAUCAACAUAACACCCGUCCAUUUACAAAACUGGAAAAACCGCAACGAAAUGUUACUACGAAAAAACUCUCGGUCGAUGUUAAAAAUAAACACGUAAAAGUUAAUAUCAACCAAAAUGAAAAUAAAACACACAAAGAAGAAAAAGCAAUUGUUGACAAAGUUGACAAUAGUGAUACAGUUCAAAGCAAUUCAUCUGACCUAUCAGAUAACCAAGACUACGAAGAUGACUUUGAAGAUUAUGAAUCCGACUUUGAAUCUGAUACUUCAGUUGAUUCAUUGGUUGUUGGAUCGCCAUUGAAACCAACCGUGCUAAGCCAAUCGAUAUCAAAUGACACUGUAAGUGUUAAGUUUGCGCUGCCCAUGUGUGUAGAAGAAAAAAUUGAACCAUUCUUAGAUGAGAAGUUUGAAAUAAAUUCUUUAGAACAUACCAUUGAAAUGGGACUAAACAACUUUAAAACUGCUGGAAAAAGAAAGCGAGAACAAGAAGUAAAAGACAAAAUCCAAACUAGGGGUAAUAUUUUAAUGGAAAUGAUUAAGUUAGACACUGUUAGCUUUUCACUGUUAGAACUGCCUGCAAUACCUUAUGAACAAUAUAUAAAAAUGUACGGACGAUCAAACAUGAUGCAGGUACAAACACAAACUCACGAUGAAAACGCGGAGAAGGAAGUACAAACUAAUGAAAGUAAUGUGGUCGAAAAAUGGACUCAACAUCCUAUUGUCUUGACAAAUGAAUUAGACUGUUCAUCGAUUGAAUAUUUGAGAGCGAAACUGGGCGUCGGUGGUACUGAACCACCUGAUGAUCGUCGUCAAACACACAUAACCAUGGUAGAUCCCGACAGAGUAGUCGAGGUCGCCCGAAUGAUGCUAUCGAUGUUGGAACAGCAGUCGAUGGAUCGAGCUGAACAUUUACUAGUGGCUAAUGACUUUGACUUGGGUUUCAGCAACGGACAUCUACGCCCAGCUAUUUCCUUUUGGAAAUUUCUCGAAAAACGCCCAGUCACAUCCAUAGAAUUUUUGAGAGUCACGUCAAUUGUCGAAUCUCUUGUUACGACGCAUGAAGUGAUGGAUUCGUUUUAUCAAUAUGUUAUAUGUAUUUGGAGUGUAUCAAUAACAGAACAUCCUGAGUAUAUUCUUAAAUGUCCUAACCGUGUUACAUCAUUUUGCACUAUUUUUAAGUCAACUAUAGGAUUUGUUACGGCUGCACACGUGGAUGGGAGUAUAUGUGUGUGGGAUUUAAGAGAAGCCAAACUACAUCAUCAACAAAUCAACGGUCUCCCUUGUCCAUUACGUUCACCAUCCUUCAACACCGCAUUAUCGAUCGACCAAGGCCAUAGAUCGAAAAUUGUUGGCUUAAGCACGGUAACAUACAACAAUGUAACAAACGAAGAAUUGCCAGAUGAGCUUUGUAGUUUGGACGAAGAUUUUGUGUUGACCGUAUGGACAGUAGUGGAUAGUUGGGCAGACGCUUCUGAAGUUUCAGAACACAAGAGUGCUGGCACUGCACCUUGGAGUUCAGUAAGACUGGUAAAAAUGCAAACUUUCAAUGCUAACAAAAAUGUGCCUAGAUACUUGUCUGACGGUGUUACGGCAACAUGUCUAUGCUUGAAUAACGAGCAAGACGCUUUUAUUGGUACUAAUUCUGGAUUAGUUUUCCGGUAUAACAUAGGAGGACACAAAGUAUGGCCAUCGUAUUUUACCAACGAGAAUACAGUUGAACACUUUGCCGUUAACUCUGUGGAUAUUUGCCCAUUUGACUUAAGUUUUUUUUUGGUCGCAUGUUCAAGGAACGGAGUUUUGCUGUACCGAGCUAGUCGUCCAGAAGCAGUUAGACGAUUGAUUGCGUUGCCGAGGGACGGGUCAGGUGCUCAAACGAGUAUAGUGAAAGCUCGAUGGUGUGUCGGAUAUCCUGGCAUCGUUUUUGGGUUGGAUUCAUUAUCUAGCUUACAUGUGUGGGACCUUUGCGACAAUACCACCACGCCCAAAAUGUCAGUAUCGUUCCCAGGAAAGACUGUUACGGCCAUUUCAUUGAUGUCAACGCCAACAAAUCGAAACACAUACUUGGGAUUGGCAUUUGUGGACGGCACAGUUGAAUUGCACCAGUUGAAGUUGGACAAAAGGAACGAGACAAGCGAGCAUUGCGACCAGCUCACUAGUUUUCUGGCCGCUCUAUAGAAACGAACUUGCUUCAAGCUUCUAAUAUAAU